GGCUGUCAGAGCACCGCAGAAGUUAGCAGUGGGACUUUCUGAGCCUGCGACAGAAAGUAAAAGUGACAGAGACGCAGAUCUUUGUCUCUCAGGGGCAGUGGUAUAACGUCGCGUAACCGUCGCGUUGUACCAGUGAGAAUUAAAAAUGUUUUCCUUGUCAAUGACGGUCCAGCCACAGGUGACUGUACCUCUCAGCCACUUCAUCAAUGUCCUCCACUCUCUGAAGAGCUCAGUGGGAAGCAGCAGCAGUGCCACCUGCAAAUCAAUAAAACACAAGGAGCAUGCCUCCGAUUCAGAACUAGACUGCACAGAGUCCAUGUGGAACCUGCGGGAGCUUGGAUUAUCAGACCUGGGAACACAGCAGCUGGAUGAGCUUGUGAACCGUGUGUUACCACACUUGAGCACACAGGCGGAGCUGCUUCCAGUGGGCAGUCAGACAGCCUGGAAGACCUCCCAUCUUUCUACACACUCCUUUUUCUACAACAAGCAUGGGUUCUCAUGUGGUCCGACGCCAAUGUCGGCCCAAGUUUUUUCCAGGCAGCAACCUUCACCUCUUCUGUCUCUCUGCACAGAGCUACAACACUGGCCAGUGUUGGUUCAGAGCAGAGGCUUUAAAACUUUAAAGAGCAAAACCAGACGACUGCAGUCAGGCUUCGACCGCCCUCUAGAGUCUGAGGGGUUCACACCAUCUUUUAUGAAGGGUAUCCUCUCACGUGACAAGGGGAUUGAGGUGGAAAGUCUAGACACCCUGUUGAAGAACAAGAACAUACCUAAUGGACAACAGGAUGCUUUCAAGAGGGGCUUUGCUGAGGGUUUCCUGAAAGCUCAAGCCUUGACACAACGGACACAAGACUCUCUGAGGAGGACUCGUCUCAUCCUGCUGGUGCUGCUUCUUGUUGGGCUUUAUGGUAUCUCCAAAACCCCUUUCCUAUCGGUGCGGUUCCGAACCACAUCAGGCCUGGACUCUGCAGUGGACCCUGUGCAGAUGAAAAACGUGACAUUUGAGCACGUCAAAGGGGUAGAAGAGGCUAAGAAUGAGCUGCAGGAAGUGGUGGAGUUCCUGAAAAACCCACAGAAGUUCACAGCACUGGGAGGAAAGCUGCCAAAAGGUGUUCUACUGGUCGGCCCUCCUGGGACUGGUAAGACCCUACUGGCCAGAGCGGUGGCCGGAGAGGCAGAUGUUCCAUUCUACUACGCCUCUGGGUCAGAGUUUGAUGAGAUGUUUGUUGGAGUGGGAGCCAGUCGCAUCAGGAACCUUUUCAGGGAGGGUAAAGCCAAUGCUCCCUGUGUGAUUUUCAUUGAUGAACUGGACAGUGUGGGUGGGAAAAGGAUCGAGUCUCCCAUGCACCCUUACUCCAGACAGACUAUCAACCAACUGCUUGCUGAGAUGGAUGGGUUCAAAACAAAUGAAGGUGUGAUCAUCAUUGGAGCAACAAACUUCCCAGAGGCUUUGGAUAAUGCCCUGAUCCGCCCAGGACGUUUUGACAUGCAGGUGACUGUCCCCAAACCGGACGUGAAAGGACGCACAGAGAUCCUCAACUGGUACCUGAAGAAGAUUAAAGUGGAUCCAGCUAUUGAGGCCAAUAUCAUUGCCCGGGGCACGGUGGGCUUCUCGGGCGCUGACCUGGAAAAUCUGGUCAAUCAGGCCGCCCUGAAGGCAGCAGUUGAUGGCAAAGACAUGGUCACUAUGAAGGAGCUGGAGUUUGCUAAAGACAAAAUCCUCAUGGGCCCCGAGAGGAGGAGUGCAGAAAUAGAUAAGAAGAACAAGCUGAUCACAGCGUACCACGAAUCAGGUCACGCAAUUGUAGCUUACUAUACCAAAGACGCCAUGCCAAUCAACAAGGCUACUAUCAUGCCCAGGGGCCCAAGUCUGGGACAUGUGUCCAUGCUUCCGGAGAAUGAUCGCUGGAGUGAGACUCGCUCUCAGUUACUGGCCCAGAUGGACGUUAGCAUGGGCGGCCGGGUAGCAGAGGAGAUUAUAUUUGGCCAUGACUACAUCACGACCGGAGCAUCAAGUGACUUUGACAGUGCUACUAAGAUCGCUAAGAUGAUGGUGACCAGAUUUGGAAUGUGUGAAAAGCUGGGUGUGAUGACCUACACUGACAUGACACAGCAGAGCCCAGAGACGCAAGCUGCUGUGGAGCAUGAAGUCAGGCUGUUACUGAAGGAGUCUUACGAGCGUGCCAAAGCCCUGCUGAAGUCUCACGCCAAGGAGCACAAGAACCUGGCAGAUGCUCUGCUCAUGUAUGAGACACUGGAUGCCAAAGAGAUCCAGCUGGUCCUGGAGGGCAAGACCCUGGAGACAAGAUGAAACCAGCGAGGACAGCAACAACCUCGGGGAAGCAACAGGGAAGGGGUCAGAUUUUUAAGAGCUCAGGCACUAAGGUAGGGGGAGUGGAUUCAGAUCUUGAGCAGUUAAUCAGAGGCGUAGGAAGUCCUGGCCUACAUUCACUAAGUCUCUUGACAAGUGCUCAUGUGGGACAGUGUUCAUCUAUCUUCAUGCUGUCACCUUCAUGGAAUCUCAUCAGUGUUCACAGACAAGUAGCUUUGUUCUUUGAAACUUAAACAUGAAUUUCCCGCAUUCAGAGGUAAGCAGAUGUAUGUUGCAUGGGUUCAUUGUAUGUGGUGAAGGUUAAAAGUUUAAGUGUUGAGGAUGUUGCUCAGAUUUACUUUAUCAGCUGGGAUUAGAAAAUAAUACAUGAAUGUAAAUAUGCACCUUGGGUAUAAAAACAAAAAAUAGAAUUUCUUUUCUUUUAAAUUUGGGUGUAUACUGUUUAGCCAGGUCUAUAUAAUAAAUUCCUAUUCUGUCAGCGUGAAGCGCUGAGCAGGGAAUACCAUAAACCCAAAGAGCUACCAUGUAAUCAUGGCAACCAGAAUUUAACUUAAUCUCAACUCAUUUUUGUUGUGUUUGUGUUAGUGUCUGUUAUUUGUGAAGUAAAUCCUCAAGGUCAAGGAUGUUUGAAAAGAUCAUGCAUACACAGCAUAUAUACAUCCUCCUGUCCUGUGGUUCUCCUCUGCUCACGUCCCUGUUGUUUAUCUUUAAAGGUGGCCUUUUGGGGGAAUGUACUAUAAGUAUAUAUUUGUAAAGUGGGAAGUGUAAAAAGUUAAACUGCAACCUCUCAGCACUUUGAAUAACUGAACAAAUUGAAAAUGCACUCAUGCACUCUUCAUGUAAUUUAUUUCAUUUAUGCUGUGUGUGUACAGAUUGAACAAAAACUGCUGCUCAGCCUCAAAAAGCAUGAAAGAAAUACAAGCUGCAUUUAUGUAGUGAUAAUCGGAAUAAAGUUGUGACGUUGGCCUAAUUUAUUAAAAUACUCCGAGCUCGGCUUCUGAAAAGCCUCUCUGCAAAAAUAUCAGUUUUUCUUUCAACUGCAAAUGAGUGGACUCGGCCAUAAUCCCUCAGUUACUGACCAUUAAUGUCUGUGAAACGUGUGAGACCAACAUGACGUUUUAGCUGUCACCGUUCAGUGAGUCUAAAUGUAAAGAGACAUCCUCGAUUCUAAAUAUGACAUUUCUUCAACACAGUUCGUGGGUAGAAACUUGCAGUUAUGUGUCUGUUAAAAUAUUGAAUGUCUUCAUUUUAAAUUAAAUAGUUAAAGCAGCAACAGCGUAUGUAAUCCUUACUUCAGCAUUUUAGAACAGAAAGUAGAGCUCUCUCAUCAAGAUUACCACCAGCCUAUGUUAUAUCACAGUGUUAUCUUAUUCAGUUUCUUUGCUUCAGUUUGGCACAAUGUUUGUUCUGUGUAUGUUUAGCUGUAUAUAUGAUGUGAUGGGAACAUUGUAUAUAGAUGUAUAGUAACGCUUUUAUGCUGUGUACACACCUGAAUGGCUCUCUGCUGUUGAUUGAAAAAAAAAAACCUCUUGACAAUGUGAUGGCAACGCGUGAUGAACAUUUGUGCGGCUGAAUUAAAUAAAAAGAAGAAGCCCAAA
Messenger RNA from Toxotes jaculatrix (banded archerfish), 3930 nucleotides. It is a transcript of the gene yme1l1b, whose product is annotated as YME1-like 1b. The coding region runs from base 146 to 2311 and encodes 721 amino acids. The transcript is spliced from 18 exons. Gene Ontology annotation, cellular component: mitochondrial inner membrane. Gene Ontology annotation, molecular function: metalloendopeptidase activity; ATP binding; ATP-dependent peptidase activity. Gene Ontology annotation, biological process: mitochondrion organization; protein quality control for misfolded or incompletely synthesized proteins. NCBI's taxonomy places the organism in Eukaryota, Metazoa, Chordata, Actinopteri, Toxotidae. The record is from RefSeq and is a predicted model, not a curated record.